Molecule: messenger RNA, 2411 nt
Organism: Triticum dicoccoides
Lineage: Eukaryota; Viridiplantae; Streptophyta; Magnoliopsida; Poales; Poaceae
Product: inositol transporter 1-like
Exons: 6
Coding region: 496-2025 (509 amino acids)
Biological process (GO): transmembrane transport
Cellular component (GO): membrane
Molecular function (GO): transmembrane transporter activity
Source: RefSeq, a predicted model, not a curated record
CACGAGCAGAAGACGCAACGCACCGCGAAAUCUCGCGACGACGAAACGUCGCCCUCCUCUCCCCCGAUCCGCACGCCGGCACCGUUUUCUUUCCUUCUCUAUCUACUGGCAAGUUCGGCAACCGAUUCAUGCCCAGCACGCAAUAAUUUGCCAUGCCCAACCUCCUCCCACCAUUGCUAUGCCCACCCGCCCGCACACUUUCCCAUUUCAGUCGCGGCUCCGUGGCAGGGCCGGGCUUCAAAUGCCGGUCUCCGCUCGCUUCAUUAUUCGCCUGAGCAUGCAGUAAUUCCUCCGGGUCGGCACCGGGUUCCUGAAAUUUCGCUCCACUUCUAGAAUUAUCUCGGCCCGACGCCGCCUCAAGGUUGGAUUUUUAGAGUCAAACAUCGGAAUCUUGGCCGACACGGACUGGGUUUCUUUGAGCAAAAUCGCUUGCCUGCUACCCACCAGCUGAGCUAGAGAUUGGAUUCGCGGGGGCGUUUCGGUGGGGGGCCGAGCAUGACGAUCGAUUUGUCCACCAUGCCCGGGAGCUCCUCCAUCCGUCUCCUGGACGCCGCCGCGGGGAGGAAGGACAUGAACUUCUUCAAAAACCGCUACGUGCUUGGGCUCACCGGCGUCGCCGGAAUCGGCGGGUUCCUCUUUGGAUACGACACAGGUGUUAUAUCUGGAGCGCUUCUGUAUAUUCGGGACGAAUUUCCAGCUGUCAAAGACAAUCUAUUCUUGCAGGAGACAAUUGUUAGCAUGGCAUUACUUGGAGCCAUGCUUGGAGCAGCUGGGGGCGGUUGGAUAAAUGAUGCCUACGGUCGUAAAAAGUCCACUCUUCUUGCUGACCUGAUGUUCGCACUUGGUUCACUGGUUAUGUGUGCUGCUGGCGGUCCUUACAUUCUGAUACUUGGAAGGCUCUUUGUUGGAUUGGGUGUGGGAAUAGCAUCAGUCACUGCCCCAGUUUACAUCGCUGAAGCUGCUCCUUCAGAAAUCAGGGGAGGUUUGGUGUCAACUAAUGUCCUCAUGAUUACUGGCGGCCAAUUCUUCUCCUACUUGGUCAAUCUUGGCUUUACCGAGGUUCCUGGGACAUGGCGCUGGAUGCUCGGAGUAGCUGCUGUGCCAGCAAUCAUACAGUUUGUGCUGAUGCUUUUUCUGCCAGAAUCUCCCCGCUGGCUUUACCGGAAGGAUGAGAAAGCAAAAGCUAUUGCUGUCCUGGAGCAGAUAUAUGACUCUGGUCGUCUGGAGGAAGAGGUUGAGCUGCUUGCGUCGGCUUCCAUGCAUGAAUUCCAGUCUAACUGUACUGGGAGCUAUUUGGACAUAUUCAGGUUGAAGGAAUUAAGGCUAGCUUUUUUUGCUGGAGCUGGUCUUCAGGCCUUUCAGCAAUUUACUGGCAUCAACACCGUCAUGUACUACAGCCCCACGAUCGUCCAGAUGGCUGGGUUCACUUCCAACAGGCUGGCCCUGCUACUUUCCCUCAUCGUUGCCGCCAUGAAUGCGAGUGGAACCAUCGUCGGAAUCUACCUCAUCGACCGUUGUGGCCGCCGCCGCCUGGCCCUUACAAGCCUAGCCGGGGUCGUGCUCUCCCUUGUCAUCCUCGCCACGGCCUUCAUACUGCAGUCAUCCUCCAGCCUCUGCGGGAGCCUGUUCAGCGGCUCCUGCCAAGGCGUGCUGGGGUGGUUCGCGGUCGGAGGGCUCGCUCUGUACAUCGCCUUCUUCUCUCCGGGCAUGGGGCCGGUGCCAUGGGCCGUGAACUCGGAGAUCUACCCCGAGGCCUACCGCGGCAUGUGCGGCGGCAUGUCGGCCACCGUCAACUGGAUCUCCAACCUGAUCGUGGCGCAGACGUUCCUCUCGAUCGUGGGGUGGGUCGGCACCGGCCCAACAUUCCUAAUCAUCGCCGGGAUAGCCGUGAUGGCCUUCAUCUUCGUCGCCCUCUACGUGCCGGAGACCAAGGGCCUGAGCUUCGAGGAGGUGGACCUCCUGUGGAAAGAGCGGGCCUGGGGAAGCCAGGGCAGCCACGAGAGCCUCCUGGGUGCUGCGCCGUAAGAGGUAAGACCACCACCCGCUGGCUCUGGUCCUGCACGGCGGUGCAUCGGCGGCGCCCUUUUAGUAUGGUUCUGCGGCUGCGCCCCGCCGCGCCUGGCUGGCUCGCGGCGGUCGCUGGCUUCUAGCUAGGACGGGAGUCUUAGAAAGAACUGGAUGGACAAUAUCAUACACGAAUCACGAACCUGUAUAUCAAUGGCGGUGUGUUAUGUUGUCGUCGCGUGUUCAAGUCGAAUAUUGUUGAGUCAAAGCGACCGUAUGACUGAGACGCAGCAAUAUUGUUUCUGCAUUGCCGGCAUGAGUGCACCAAGAACCAAAGAGCAAGAGCUCCGUUGGCGGUGAUGGGUGUUAGAUGGACAAAACCGAUGUCUUCAGCAGUUUAUUUUGCG